AAAAUUCCACAUCCGGAAAAUUGCAUUGUGGGAUAGAAUUCCGUACGCUAGAGCUCUGAAAAUCACCAACAUUCUGAAGAAUAGUUUGUUUUUGAGAUAUUUCGAUUACAGAUGGAAUAAGGAAGUCGUUCAUCACUAUUUUAGCAAAGUCAUCCCUGCAAACCAACCGACAAAAUGUCGUUAGACCCCAAAAUCGUGAAAAAGACCCAAGAUUCGUUGGGGAAAAUAAUCAAGAAACCACCGCUUACAGACAAACUAUUAGGAAAACCCCCAUUUAGAUUUCUGCAUGAUAUAAUGACGUCGGUUAUCAAAACAACAGGCUUCAUGAAAGGACUGUUCACAGAGGCUGAGAUGAACUCUGAGAAUGUAAAGGACAGAGAUAGUAAAGUUGCAUUUCUACAGAAGGCUGUAGAUAUGGUCGCUAUAGCCACUAAAAAGUCUAUGUCAGUAAAACCAGCUAAGAUCGUAGCAGGGCAUGAACCAGAGAAGACAAAUGAAUUUCUACAACUUUUAGCAACAGCUAUAAAUGCAAACGCUGAUAAUGGAGCAGUUGUUGACAAAGUAUUAAACAAAGCAGGAGAUACUGCUGAAGAACCUAAGAAAGAAAAACCAAAAGAAGAAAAAAAGAGAGAGAGCAGGGAUAAAGAUGAAAAAAGAAGCAAAGAUGACAGAAAAGAAAAAGAUGAAAAAAGAGAAAAGGAUGAGAGAAAAGAUAAAGACAGACGAGACAGAGAUAGAUCAAGAGACAAAGAUGACAAGAGAGAGAAAAGUAGGGACAGAGAUAGGGAAGAAAGACGCAGAGACAGGGAAGAUAGACACAAAGACAAGGAUGACAAACAUAGAGACAGAGAGAAAAGACACAGGGAUAAAGAUGAAGAAAAGGAAAGAAGACGAAAGCGAGCUCCUGUUAAAAAAGAGGACACAUUUGCUGAGUUCUUGACCGCUGAUGAUGAUGGAAAUACAUCCUGUUCUAGUACUGAUCUUAUAGCAGGUUUUGCUGAAGACAUCAACAAGAAAUCAGAUACUUCAGGUCCAGGGGAGAGUAACAGUGGGGAUAAAGUUGAUAGUCAAAAGUCCUCCCGUGCCAAUCGUCCUAGAGGUGCUAAACCCAGAGCGAAAGGAAAGUCAGAUUUAGAUAAGGAAAACUCUGAAAAAAAGUCAGAAUCUGUUGUUUUAUCUGAAAAAAAUUCUGAAUCUGCUGAAAAUGAGGUUGCUUCAGCUUCAAAGGUUCCUAAAAAGAAACGGAAAUCAGGGACAAAAAGCAGAAUGGCUAUGAGGGAUCAGGAAUCAGAACCAAAUCCAACUACUACUAGUCCCCAAAAAAAGCCUUCAAAAAUCCCUGUGAAAUUAGACAAAGAAGGUAAUAGAAGUCCACCAAAAUCAAGACUUGGGAGACGCAGAAGUAGCAGUGAUAAAUUGGCUCAACAGCAUUACCCAAGCUCACCUGUUAAAGGGAAACUCUCAAGAAGGAAAUCAAAAGAAUUGCAUAUGGAUGAAUCCUGGGCUAAGGCUGAAAAUAAUGAAAGUGGUACAAGUCAUAAUCAAACUGUAGAGAAAGAAGAGGAAGCAGGAAAAGAGAAUGAACCAGCUUUAAUGAAUGGAGGAGAGGCUGAGUCAGAACAGCCACAGAGAGUUGCCCGACCAACAUCAGCUAAAGGUUCUAGGAGAAGACAUGGAGGACGACAUGUUGCUUCAAGUGAUGAAGAAGAUGAACCUAAAAGACAAAUUCAGGCCUCAACAGAACCUUCCAUGGGUGAAGCAGAUCUACCUCCUCAAGUAGUGGCUUCACGGAAAGCUGGACGACCAAGCAGUGCUAGACCAGCGCCUCCUAGGAGGAAAGAACAAACCAUGGUGGAAAAUGAACCAGCAAUGAGACUGGGAAGUGGACAACCUACCAAUGUUAUUGUGGACGAUGGUCAGAAUUCUGAUGAUGAAGAGGAUGAAACUUUUGUUGUUGAGGAAACUGCCCCACCCCCACCAGAUAGUGAUCAGGAAGAGACUGCACCUGAUGGGGCCUUAUCUCGACCGCUAGAAGACGGAGAUGAUGAAGACCACGGUGGAUUAGUUAAAAAAAUAUUGGAGACAAAGAAAGAACUAGAGGGUCCCCAACAAACAAAGAAAACAGAAAUUGAAAGAAGUGGAAUGUCCGAUGCACAGCGCAGAAAACAGCGUGAACAAGUUCAAAAGGAAGUGGAUAAAUUACGAGGCUCCAUACAAACUUUAACACGUAGUGCUAAUCCACUUGGUAAAAUUAUGGACUAUGUUCAAGAAGAUUUAGAUUCGAUGCAAAAAGAAUUAGAAAGAUGGAAAACAGAAAACAAAGAACAUCAGAUGGAAUUGAAAAGGGAAAAAGGAGUGACAGACAAAGCAGUAGAACCACUUAAAGCACAACUAUCAGAAGUUGACCAAGCUAUAAAGGAUCAACUAGAUCUGAUCGCAGCCACCAAGUCGAACAUCGCUAGAAAUGACCAAAAAAUAGAUAAACUUUUACAGAGUGUAACAAGAUCUUGAGAAUUUAAAUAUUUUUAUUAUUUCUAUAGAAAAUUAAGAUAUAAAUUGAGCAAAAAAAAGAACUGAUAUUAGAUGCCAGUCAAACGUUCUAAGCAAUUAAAUUACCCAAAGAUGCAAAAUUCAAUGGUCUCCAAUAAAUGAUGGAGUCAAUAAUUUUUCUUGACAUUUUUUUACUUUUUAAAAGAACUAAUAAGAUUUAUAUUUAAUAUCAGUAAAUGAUUAAUAGGAUGGUGCAUUCUAUGUGAAAUUCCUGUAAGCAUUGUAUUGUUAAAAAGUAUUUAUAAUCUACUGUACUGUGACUUCUUUCAUCAUUGUUAAAGUUAAAUCUUUCUGAGAAAACAAUUUCAAAUCAUCCUAAAAGAAAUAAAAAAUGCCUCAUGUACGAUAAUUAUGCAUUUAUAUAUAAAUGCAAAUGCAUAGUGGACUGGCAGAAAUACAUGGAAGUUUUUAUUAUGUGUCAUGCAUUUUAUUAGGCUGUAGAAUAUAGUCAAGUAAUAUUUUUUUAUAAAGAUCUGAUUCUUUGACAGUUGAGUGAAUGUAUGAUGAUGUGUCUGGUUUGAAAGUAUGAAAGUUUAUUUGUGACAGAAAAGUGAUACUUUUCAUACCAAGAAUGUUAUCCCCCUUUUCAUUGGAUUUUUUUUGUGGCUGUUUAAUGUUAUUCAUGCAUAUCACUCAAUUUUUUCAGAUGGAAAAUGAAUCAUUAAAUUGAAUCUCAAAUUUUUAUAUAAAUUCUUGCUUGUCUUAAUAUUCAGUUUUUUAUGCCCUACCUACGAAAGUAAAGGGACAUAAUGUUUCGUGGUCUGUACGCCUGUUCGUCUGUCUGUUCAUCUGUUUGUUCAUUUGUCCGUACGUCCUUCGUCCUGUUUCAGGUCAAGGUUUUUGGUCAAGGUAGUUUUUGAUUAAGUUGAAAUCCAAUCAACUUGAAACUCAGUACACAUGUUCCUUAUGAUAUGAUCUUUCUAGUUUUAAUGCCAAAUAAGAGUUUUGACCACAAUUUCACGGUCCACUGAAAAUAAAAAAGUGGGUUGUGAUGGUUUGGAAAAUGGAAAAGUCUGAAAAACACAGAUUAUAUUUUGAACUUGUUCCCAAUAUUUUUAAUAAAGUUUUAAUGAAUUUAUUAAUAAUUGACCUUUGAGUCGGUUGACGAAAGCUUUAUUUUUUUUUACUGGAACACACGUUUCGUAACAAGUUUCUCUAAUAAAAAUAGGUGCAUACAGAAAAAGAUGAGCUGUGUUGGAAGGGGAGAUAACAAAUGAGGCAUAAGUGAUUGGAUAAAUGAAUUUAUGUCUGUUUAGGUUUUUUCGUUGUAGAUUUGCAGAAAAACCUUAGUAUUGUUGUCUUUGCAUUUUUGUUUGAAAAAUUUGUUUUCGAUAGUUGAUGUAAUGAAAUGACAUGCAAUCAUAUUUGGCAAGAUUAUAAACUUAUUUCUUUGGCUAUCUCUAGCUUUUCUCCUAAAUUACCCCAAAAAAUUAUAUUGAAAUAUGUCUUUAUGGCUUUUAAUGAGAAAUGAAACAAAAAAUCAAGAAGCUUGAGAAUAAUUUAUAUGAUAUAUUUACAGAAUAUUAGAAAACUAUUGACAGAUGUAAAUAAAAUAGUUGUUACUGUUAUAAAUUUACAUAUCAAAAUGGCAGUAUACAGUCCUAAGCGUUAUUUAUUGUAGAACUGAAAGUUACAUCUUAUUUUAGUAAUAUUUAUUGUUUUUUAUUUUGUUUCAUAAGCUUCAAGAAUUCAGAAACCAUCAUUUUCAUCGCAGCAAAAAGUGUUCAUGGAAGUUAUUGAAGCUAUUUUUGUUGUUGUUUUAGUGUUUCUUUUACAUGUAGAACUGCUAUCUGUCUAUCAAA
Mytilus trossulus (common blue mussel) is the source of this 4352-nucleotide messenger RNA. RefSeq names its product TRAF3-interacting protein 1-like. Gene Ontology annotation, biological process: regulation of microtubule cytoskeleton organization; intraciliary transport; cilium assembly. Gene Ontology annotation, molecular function: microtubule binding. NCBI's taxonomy places the organism in Eukaryota, Metazoa, Mollusca, Bivalvia, Mytilida, Mytilidae. The record is from RefSeq and is a predicted model, not a curated record. The coding region runs from base 175 to 2511 and encodes 778 amino acids. Gene Ontology annotation, cellular component: axoneme; centrosome; intraciliary transport particle B. The transcript has 17 exons.